Drosophila gunungcola (fruit fly) is the source of this 723-nucleotide messenger RNA. RefSeq lists its product as uncharacterized. The transcript is spliced from 3 exons. The record is from RefSeq and is a predicted model, not a curated record. Lineage: Eukaryota; Metazoa; Arthropoda; Insecta; Diptera; Drosophilidae. The coding region runs from base 100 to 723 and encodes 207 amino acids.
UCGUAUAAAUGUCAGACCUUCUGCUAAGAACAGUUGAAAAUUAUUAAGUAGAUAUCACCAUAUGUUUUUUUUUAUAGAGAAAUAAAAUUGUUACCACCAAUGAACCAUCCCAUCGGCCCAAACGGCCCCCACUUCAAGCGUCGCUGGCAACGCCAUCGUUUUCCCAGUCUGGGAGGCAGAUUGGGUGUCAAGGCGGAUGGACUGAUGUCCAGCCUUGGCAGCUCGGGAAUCGUAGAAAUGGGCUCCCGCUUCAAGAAGGGCUGCCUGAGCACAAGUGAACCAGAAAGGCGGGCGGCCCAAGCUGCAUUGGACGCAAACGUGCCGCCGGCCAAGCUAUGCUUACGAUCCACAUCCCGAGGACUGCGUCGGGCCCUCGAAAUUUUUAUGCCUCGCUUUCAGCCCGACGAGAAUUUGGUCCUUUCCGAGGGCGAGCAGCAUUCAGAGCUGUGUUUGGAGCGCUUGUCCGAGACACAAGCGUCGUCGCAGUUAUCCAGGAUUCUUCAGCAUUCGGCUACACCUGGCCAAUCGGGGGAGGUACCCUUCACCAACAAGAAGGCAACGACAACGGCUAGAGCGCCCUCGACUAGGAGUUUGGAGUUGACAGCGAUUGAAAAACAGAAGAAACCACUGCUUUCAACAGCUGCUUACAAUUACAAUAGUUCGGGCCCCCUGGAAGCAUAUGAUGGAGAAGGCGGAAACUCAGGUCGGACUUCCGUAAUUUAA